AUGGGACACUCGGAGAAGUAUCAACUGUCAAAGUAUUUGGCUGGAAUAUAUUGUCAUCCUGGCAGCAAUCAAGUGAUCAAGGUGGCGCCACACAUCAAACUAUCGCCCGAAUAUAUAUAUAACAAAUUAUGUUAUGCCACCUACCGUCUUAUCGAUAGCAACUCAUUCCUUCAGAUUGGUGUCAGCCACCUACAUUCACAACUACCUCGCUAUACUCGUUUCCGCGAGUUUGACCUCAGUAAAGUGGUGAGCGUGGUCGAAGAUCGAUUCUGGGAGCCAAAGGACCGCGAGAGACUGAUUGAGGAGGCAUGCCAUCAACUGAUCGUCCCUGACGAGACUACACCAAUGGUGCGUGUUCGUGGAGUCUGGCAUCGUGACCGUCCCCACGAGAUAAUGGUUGACAUCACAUUGGAUCACCUGGCAGGCGAUGGAUUGGCAUUCAAAUACAUCGUCGAAGACUAUGUCUACUACGCUAAUCAAUCAGACUCGCAUCCAAUCGACAUUCCCGAAUCAAACAUCAUCGCUCUCUCCGAGAACAAGGACUUCAAGAUCAUGGACACGCUCGAGGAGAAGAACCCAACGAGGAUCGGCUCGAUCAAGAGGCUGGGUAUCCUCGCCCACCUCCACUAUGUACCCGCGGCCAUCAAGAGACAGUUCAACUCAUUCUGGGCUGGCAGCAAGCCACAGUCAUGGGAGAAGUGCAAUAGCCGCAUAAGGAUCUUUAGCAUGCCAAUGAGCGACACAAUGGACUUUAUGGAAGCCUGUCGAAUGAACAAGGUGACGCCGCACGCAGGCCUGUACACAUGUAUCCUGGCAUCACUGUCGAACUCGUUUGGCAGUGAGGCACCGAUAAAGUUGCGCACCGCCACCGUCAUCAACCUGCGAAGGAUGUGCAAGUUGGACAAUAACGCCCCAGGCAUAUUCUUGGGCGCCAUCAAGCGAGACACAGUGAUCGAGCCACGUGCCCUUGACGACAUUCACAACUUUUGGGACGAGAGCAACAAGUACAAGAACUACCUGCGCAGCAACGCCAAGGAAUCACUAAGAUACGCCAACAUGAUGGAGUACAUCGCCGAGGACUUCCCCAAUCGUCUGCUCAACUACUGGACCAAGAACAUUGAGAACUAUCCGAUGGGCCAGGCCACCAGCUUCACCAUUAGCGACACGGGCAUAUUCAACGUGCCCGAAGGUGGUGAUUGGGCGCUCAUGGACUGCGCCAGCACACAGACUGCCAUCGUAAGCUGUGGCACACUACUCUUCACGAUGGCCGGUGUCAACACACUGGACCGAUACUCCAUCAGCAUGUCAUACCAACGCGGCACCAUCACCGAAGAGGAGGGUGACCUGAUCAUCGAGGGCAUCUUGCGGAGCAUGGGCAAGUAUGCCAGAGCAUCCAAGUCAAAGAUAUAA
This is a messenger RNA of Acytostelium subglobosum LB1, 1410 nucleotides long. RefSeq lists its product as hypothetical. The record is from RefSeq and is a predicted model, not a curated record. The coding region runs from base 1 to 1410 and encodes 469 amino acids. Lineage: Eukaryota; Evosea; Eumycetozoa; Acytosteliales; Acytosteliaceae. The transcript has a single exon.